Messenger RNA from Paramecium primaurelia, 277 nucleotides. The record is from the annotation of a GenBank genome assembly. Lineage: Eukaryota; Ciliophora; Oligohymenophorea; Peniculida; Parameciidae.
AUGAAGUAAAUACCCUUUAAAUAGGCAGUUUAAAUAUUAUCUUCAUCAUUUAACCACCAAUUCAGAUAUAUAAUUCAUGGUGUAUUUCUAUUAAGGGGAUCUGUGAUCCCUUUACCUAUUGUCUUUGAUGGCGAAAAUUAGGUUAUAAUUAGAAUUAAGGAUAGAUUCCACAUUAAUUCCGCAGGUUGAAUUCAUGUUACAGGAUAUCAUUAUUUAACCUUAAAGUAAUGCUGAUGAAGAUAUCUCAUGCAGAUGCCAUGGGCUUUGUGCAACUUGA